AUGACGGCGACAACAGCACCCGAAGCUGCACUUGGUGUUCUUCCACGGGCUGACGGGUCUGCUCGGUACUCGCAUGCCGGGUACACAGUAACAGCGUCGGUGAACGGGCCCAUCGAAGCCCAACGGAGGGAUGAGCAUCCAUAUGAGGCACAUGUCGAUGUCAUCGUACGACCGGCGGCAGGGGUAGGAGGAACCCGAGAGCGCCACCUUGAGUCUCUCUUGCAGUCUUCGCUCUCGCAGCUCAUUCUCGUCAAAAACUUCCCGCGCUGUCUCAUCCAAAUAGUCCUCCAGAUCGAGGACUCGCCCGAGAACGACUAUGCCAACACCAAGCUCGUUCAGGCCAGCCUAAACUUUGGCAUUAUGCCGGCUUUGUUCCAGACCUCCGUUCUAGCGCUUCUUUCGGCCGCAGUGCCCAUGAGAGCAACAGCCACCGCGACUGCUGUCGCGAUAGUGCUCCAGGACGGCACUAGGAAGAAAGUAAUCGACCCUUCCCCUAGGGAGAUCGAAGCAGCCAAAUCAGUCCAUGUACUGGCCUUCACCUCAAGAGACGAGCUACUUCUCGCAGAGAGCGAAGGAGACUUCACGGUCCGGGAGUGGGAUGAGGUUUGCGAAAUCGCCGAGAGGGUCUGCUGUCGGUCGACAGUGACCAAGGAAGGCAUCGAGAUGAUGCUGGACGACGAGGUUGCCGACGGUCCCGAUACGCGCCAUUUCCUUCGGUCGGCCGUGGAAGACAAAGUUGCUGCGGAUCUUCAUUGGAAGUAA
Molecule: messenger RNA, 762 nt
Organism: Canariomyces notabilis
Lineage: Eukaryota; Fungi; Ascomycota; Sordariomycetes; Sordariales; Chaetomiaceae
Exons: 3
Coding region: 1-762 (253 amino acids)
Biological process (GO): nuclear mRNA surveillance; U4 snRNA 3'-end processing; rRNA catabolic process
Cellular component (GO): cytoplasmic exosome (RNase complex); nucleolus; nuclear exosome (RNase complex)
Source: RefSeq, a predicted model, not a curated record